Pichia membranifaciens NRRL Y-2026 is the source of this 734-nucleotide messenger RNA. RefSeq lists its product as hypothetical. NCBI's taxonomy places the organism in Eukaryota, Fungi, Ascomycota, Pichiomycetes, Pichiales, Pichiaceae. The coding region runs from base 273 to 665 and encodes 130 amino acids. The transcript has a single exon. The record is from RefSeq and is a predicted model, not a curated record.
UUCGGCAUUGAACAGACCCAAAGCCUUCAACUUCCGGUCAGUAUUUACACCAGCAGACACGCUGGCUGAGAGAGAGCGUUCAGGCUCGCUUUGGUAGUCGAGAAGCUUACCCUUCUCCCCUGCCGGGGCCCUAUCUGUCAGCCACGGAAAACACGGCGCGGCAACAUGAAUUGGGCCCUUGGCAGGUGAAGUUUCCUGGAUCAAGAAGAGCACUGAAAAGAAGUGUAGAAGUGGAGAGGAAGAGAGCCUGGAGCUGUGUUCGACGGCAGGGAAUGGUGAGCAGUGGCAGCGACAGUGACAGUGACAGCGGAAGCGGGUCGAGUGGCUCAGACGAGCCGACUUUCCACAAAAAGGUUGCGUUCAGGAAAACGACGCCGCAGCAGCAACAGAAAGAUAAGGCAGAUGCGCCGGCUGGUGUUGCUCCGACGCUGGAAGACGUUGCCGUGUCAAGCAUCAACCGGAACUUGAAGCGGCUUGAGCGGGAGCAGCUUCACCGGGCCUUCCAGGACAGCCUUGUGCUGGACGAGCGGGUGCUGUGCGAGGCGGUGGACGACGCGGACGUGCCAGACGACGCAGUGGAGCUGCUGGCGUGGAAGCGGAGAGAGCUCGACAGAUUGCACCGGGACCGAAACAGACGCAUUGCCCGGGAGGAGGGCGGCUUGUAAGAGCAGUAAGCGGCUGUCUUGUAUGUUAGAUUUAUGUUUUAUGUUUUAUGUUUUAUGUUUUAUAUUUUA